GCCAUCAUGUCUGCUGCAAAUUCUGAGGCUGCGAGCUCAGCAGCCUCCAGGGAGGCCGGCACCCAGUCCUCAUCAGCUGCUUCGAGCCAAGGCUAUGUUCUACCAGAAGGCAAAAUCAUGCCCAACACCAUAUUUGUUGGUGGAAUUGAUGUUAGGAUGGAUGAAGCAGAAAUUAGAAGUUUCUUUGCUAGAUAUGGUUCUGUUAAAGAAGUAAAAAUAAUCACGGAUCGAAGUGGUGUGUCCAAGGGCUAUGGAUUUGUUUCAUUUUAUAAUGAUGUGGAUGUACAGAAGAUAGUGGAAUCACAGAUAAACUUUCAUGGUAAAAAGCUGAAACUGGGCCCUGCAAUCAGGAAACAAAAUUUAUGUGCCUAUCAUGUGCAGCCUCGUCCGCUGGUGUUGAACCCUCCCGCUCCCCCGCAGUUUCCCAGUAUGUGGGGCAGUCCAAGCACUGAAGCCUACAUGCAGCCUCCAGCCAUGAUGAAUCCCAUCGCUCAGUAUGUGCAGGCAUAUCCUCCUUACCCAAGUUCACCAGUUCAGGUCAUCACUGGAUAUCAGCUGCCUGUUUAUAAUUAUCAGAUGCCACCACAGUGGCCUGCUGGGGAGCCAAGAAGUUAUGUUAUACCUCCGGCUUACACAGCUGUUAACUACCACUGCAGUGACGUUGAUCCAGGAGCUGAAGUUUUGUCGAAUGAAUGCUCCGUUCAUGAAGCUGCUCCAUCCCCUGGAAACGGCUCGCAAAAGAAAUCCGUGGACCGAAGCAUACAGACAGUGGUGUCGUGUUUGUUUAGUCCAGAGAACAGGCUGAGAAACUCUGUUGUGACUCAAGAUGAUUACUUCAAGGAUAAAAGAGUGCAUCACUUUAGAAGAAGUCGGGCAGUGCUUAAAUCUGUUUGA
Messenger RNA from Ochotona curzoniae (black-lipped pika), 894 nucleotides. RefSeq names its product deleted in azoospermia like (gene DAZL). The transcript has 11 exons. Gene Ontology annotation, molecular function: protein binding; mRNA 3'-UTR binding. NCBI's taxonomy places the organism in Eukaryota, Metazoa, Chordata, Mammalia, Lagomorpha, Ochotonidae. The record is from RefSeq and is a predicted model, not a curated record. Bases 7 to 894 code for a protein of 295 amino acids.